AUGGUCAAGAAUUGGGAUACAUAUACUAGACAAGGGCUUGAUUUAGUUUCAUCAGCUGCAUCUAUCGGCUUCUCCGUGGCAAAAACAGGUACAAAGAUUGGCUUUGCUCUCACUCGAGGUAUCGCGUCUACGACUGUUGGCGUCUCUGCAACUAUUGUAGAUGCUGCUCUCUUUGGAGGCGUCACCGUAACACGACCUGUCGUAGGAGGCGCAGUUUCUGCCGCUAUCGGACUAGUUGAACAAUUGACUCUUGUGCCUAUUCAUCUCGGCGAAUACCUCACUUCUACUUCAGUCAUAGCUGCUCAUAGCUCUAUAAAUCUGCUCUCCGUCAUCUUUCCUGGCAGCCAUGAAGCCUCGUUUUCCCUCGCGUCGUUCAUUACACUUGUUAAACGUGAAUGGGCCCAACCUAUCGACGGCGAGAAUUUGCCAGAAAAGCAAUUCGGUGUAACUUCUAUAGCUCGUGCGGUCUCGGCGUGGGCUGCUCUUCAGGGUGUCACGCAAGAGUGGCAGGAGCGUCGUUGGUUCAAAUAUCUGAAAGAGAUUGACGUCAAGAACACCCCCAAGCAUUUCGAUUCACUGCGAAACAGAAAGGGCUCUCGGGUACGCGUUACCUCCGACGUGAUAUUUCCAGGUAAUCUGGGUCAACUUGUCGCUGCUGAUAUUGGCGAAGCUCCCAAACGCGCGCAAAGCAUAUUCAUCAGCAAUCGAGUCAUUUCCCCUCCUCCAAAUACUCAAGUCAAGGGAGUUCCCCAUUCCUCGAGGCGGCUUUCCAAUACCGAAUUGAAGGUCGAACUCCGUCGACUUUCUAAGAUGGUACUAGCGGGAUAUGGCGGUGCUAGUCUACUUUUCUUUGGAAUACCUCUGUCUUCAUCUAUCGGUGCUAAUGUUUCAUCGAGCUCUCCUCAGGCGAAAGCAGAAGAAGCACAACUUGCAAAUGCGGUCAAUGCUUCGGAAGCUGAGGCUGAAGGUGAUGGAUUGCGGCCCGAAAUCAUGCAUGAAGAGCAAUACUCAUGGUGGGAUGUCUUGCUGGGAAGACACGAUCAUGAUAUUUUGGCCAAAUCUGCAAACGACCCCAAUGAAACGAUUCAAACAGAAAUUAAAAUCGGACGAGAGCAUCUUAUGCCUAGGUUUUGGGUUCUCACAGAUCAUUCUCGUGCUCAAGUGGUGCUCAUUCUUCGAGGAACAAUGUCGUUGAAUGAAAUUGCUGUUGAUUUGUCGUGUGAACCAGAGGAAUUUGAACCCGCCUCGACCGCCAACAGCGAAGGACUCAUCCCGGGCCAAUAUAAUUUCCCCAGACGGGCUUCCGCACCUUCUAUUGAUUCAUCGAUCACUCCAAAACGAUAUCUCGUUCAUAGCGGCAUGUUGCGCAUGGCACGGGCAAUGGGCGAUGUUGGAAAGCCUGUACACCUUGCGGUCCAUGAAGCAUUGCAAAGGAAUCCGGAUUACGGAUUGGUUAUGUGCGGACAUAGUUUGGGGGCAGGAGUAGCCGCGCUGCUCGGACUAAUGUGGGCAGAUCCAAAAACUUGUCUCACAGUUCAUUCGAGCGGGCUUCCCAUAGACCGGCAAGUUUCCGUAUACUGCUUUGCUCCACCCGCGCUCACCGAUGCAUCUCUCAGCAAAUUGGCGGACGACCUUAUCGUCUCUUUUGUAUAUUCACAUGAUGUUGUGUCUCGAUUAAGCUUGGGCUCUGUGAGAGACUUGAAGAAUGCGGCCAGCUGGCUGUGCGAGGCAAACGAAAGUCAUCGCCGGGAUGCAGGCUAUAGCGAGGUGACAGCUCGUGCCAGUAACUGGAAAGCUGGCAAAGGCUCCGCAGAUGAUCCUCAUUGGUUUAUCGCGGUUCGUAAGACGCUUGAAGCAAAUAUGAGAAUGUCCCAUACAUUCCCGCCAGGUCGCAUACUAUGGGCUUUGCGUGAGAGCGACUUGCAUCCUUCUCACCGGUUGGACACCUCAAAAGUACUUGACAAGUUAAAACUAUUCGAGGUUCUUGAUGUAGCCGAAGUGUUUUCUCAGAUUGUAUUCGCUAAGGACAUGCUAGGAGCACAUUUGCCACACAAGUAUGAUAGUGUAUUGCAUGAUCUACUUUGA
Molecule: messenger RNA, 2085 nt
Organism: Lentinula edodes (shiitake mushroom)
Lineage: Eukaryota; Fungi; Basidiomycota; Agaricomycetes; Agaricales; Omphalotaceae
Exons: 9
Coding region: 1-2085 (694 amino acids)
Biological process (GO): lipid metabolic process
Source: RefSeq, a predicted model, not a curated record